Aegilops tauschii subsp. strangulata is the source of this 1707-nucleotide messenger RNA. RefSeq lists its product as uncharacterized. Gene Ontology annotation, molecular function: protein farnesyltransferase activity; CAAX-protein geranylgeranyltransferase activity. Lineage: Eukaryota; Viridiplantae; Streptophyta; Magnoliopsida; Poales; Poaceae. The record is from RefSeq and is a predicted model, not a curated record. Gene Ontology annotation, cellular component: CAAX-protein geranylgeranyltransferase complex; cytoplasm; protein farnesyltransferase complex. Gene Ontology annotation, biological process: protein farnesylation; protein geranylgeranylation.
ACAGUCUCGACUCGUCGCACGACCGCGGUGGACACCAGCCGUUGCGCACUGCCUCCCGUCCCCUGAUUCUCCUCGCGACUGCUCCGCUCUCCGGCCGAUCUCGCCGCCCUGACUCGCCGCCUAGCUCCGUGCCUCGCCGGCGACUCUGCCCGCCGAGCCCCUGCCCGGUGCCACCGCGCCCAGCCGGCAGCCCGCAGCCGCCCAGUCCGCACUCGGCAGUCAGCGUCCGGCAGCCGGCGUUGUGCUGCUGCAGCAGGCCAGCAGCCAGCCGCCCAGCCCGAUUUAAGAAAACAACAAGACCAGGAGAGACCGCGAAUGGAAUCGAAAGAAGCAGCAGCAGCAGCGCAAGCGGAAGAGGAUCUCCUCCGCGACUUUGAGCGAAUCCUCCAUGACGACCCCCUCAUAGACGAGGUCGGGUUCCUGCAUCCCACACAGUUCCACUCGCUACUCGUAGACAGCACCGACAAAUCCACAUCCCAAUACUUCUGGUGCGUAGACCACAAGCUUGCCGUCUCCUCCAGCAUCCUGCCCGACCUCUACCGUGCCGCUCGCCGCGCACACUCCAACGCGACACUCAAUCCCUCGUCAUCACCAUCUGCAUCCGAUGCUGCCUUGAUCAUGACACACAGCAAGGCGCUGCUCAUACUCUGCGCUGACUUGCUCACCGCAUGGAACUCCAGGAAGAUGGUGCUGUCCACCAAUUUUAAUCUCUCGCACCUCAAGGAUGAGCUGCGAUUGUGUGCCUUGAUCCUCUCCUACUCGCCAAAGAAUGAGAGUACCUGGAGCCACAGGAGAUGGGUGAUAAAAAAUCUUGCACAACACCUUCAGGACAUGCCGGAGCUUAUAGACAAGGAAUCUCUACUCGUAAAAGACAUGGCAGAGAAAUCAAAGAUGAACUACCGCGCGUGGAGGCAUCGAUGCUGGCUUAUUCCUUACAUGAAAACAAAACAGGUGCUAGAUGAGUUGAACAAGUCAAAAAAAUGGGCUGAGUUGCAUGUUGCUGACAACUGCAGCUUUCACUACCGCAGGUCCCUGCUGCUUGCAUUACUAGAUGGUGCAGCGAACAGAGAAGAUUCCCUUAUUUGCCAGUCAGAAGCUUAUCUAAUGUGGAAGGAGGAACUGAGGUGGAAUGAGACGCUCAUCAGACGAUACCAAGGGAGAGAGUCGUUGUGGAACCAUCGCCGGUUCCUCUCACAGUGGUGGGUACAACACUUGCUCAGCUGCGAGGAAACCAGCCUGUCAAAUGAGUCCCUGGCAGACCUCUUCCUAUCCCAAGAGAUACACCUCCUGUCAGACUGCCUGGGUGCUCCUGGCGAUGAGUUUGGCGAAACACGCGUUCAGGUGGAGCUUGCAGCGCUCUACAUUCUUUGGAUAUCAGAGCAAGACGCGGCAGUGAAAGGGAAGGUGGAAGAGAGGUUGAAGUCGGUGGGAAGCCUGAAGGAGGUGUUGGCAAGGGCCUGCCCGGAGAAGAGCAGACUGUGGACUCAUUUGCUUCACUGCUGAGUGCUGACCUGCAGAUGCUGCUGUGUUGUGCGUUCCUUUCUUUUUUUACAGUUGCUGUAUCAUUUGGUAGUGUUAGAUCAUUGAGCUUUGCGGCUCUGGAAACUCGUGCCUAUACAUUACAGAUAAACUAGCAAUAAUUAGUUAGAACAGAAACAUAAUUUCAUUUUCAUGGUGGGGCUACUUAAUUUGUUUGUUCCUGUGGUA